CUUGAAUCGAGAUUUCCAGCGGAGAAUUUCCAGCAGCUCCUCCCUUCCCCUGGCAUUCUCGUCGGAAUUUAAUCCGCACAACUGUUGGCAGCUGCCAUCAUGUGACUUGACGAUACCUUCUUGCCGGCUUCCAUCAUUCCAUCUCGGAGUAGAGACGCAGCAGAGUCAACGAAAGAAUAAGUCGAAAUGACACGGAAAUGAGACUCUUUCAUUUUGUCACUUGUCUCGGUCCAGAACGGCUAGGGCCACGGUGAGCCCUGGAAGACGAAGAAGAGGAAGGAAGGACAGGAGGCGUACAGCUAUGGCAGGCGCCGGCAACGACGGUGAUGAGAUGGUAUUCCCCGCGUCGCAGGCGAGCUCGCAUUUCCCUCUCGAGCCGGUCUCCGCGGCCGUCCUCUGCAGUCGGGAGACGAAGCGCAGAGAUGCGGCGGUGGCGAGGGGUCGAGUUCAGGUCGGGAGCCGGGAGGUCGAUGGGGAGGUCCUCUGUGGCGGGUUCGAGAGGGGUAGUGUUGUUGGGCUUAGUUCUGAGAGUGAGCAGAUGGGAAUUUUGGUGAGUCUCUUUCUGCAUUGGGGGAUUCAGGGAAAAUCUGCUGACUUGUUAUUUCUAGAUUUCGAUGCAGGCGCUGGCGAAGACGCUCUGCGGAGAGGAGCCCGAGAGUGAUGGGAGAGGCGUGGAGGCCAGGGUGAUGAUUGUCACGACGCAGCCCCCUGCGGCUAUUCUUCCGCCGCUGAGGGACGCCAUUCGAACGGAGCUCGUGGUGCGCGGCACCGCUGAGGCGGAUGUGGUGACGAGGUUGAGGCGGUGUUUGGGAAGGGUUUCUGUCUCGAGGGUGUUUGAUCUCGAGGGCUUGUGGGAGGCUCUUGGGGACUUGGAUAUUCCGCCUGAGAGCCCUGAGCCGCGUAUGGUCUCCUCUCCGGGUUUUCGGGCUCCGUCUGGAGACCGGUUGGAGAAGGAUGACGAUAAGCAUCUUACGGGAGGCGAGAAAAAGGAUGAAGGGGUUGCGGAAGCCUCGGCCGGUGUGGAAGCUCCUGCUGAGGAUGCGGCGAAUUCAUCGAGGAGACAUGAGCAUGCUGCGCCUGAGCCGGAAGUAUCUCAACAGCCUGAGAGGAUUGUGUUGCCUGAACUGAAGCCGCGGCCUCAGCCGACCAAGUCUACGAGGACGGAGAUCGCCGACAGCGACGAGGAUGACGACGAGGACGCCAUCUCGCUACCAUCUUCGUCGUCGUCUUCGCUGUCACCGCCGCCUUCGUCAAUUCGGUCACCGACACCGUUUAUGACUGCAGCUUCUCCCGAGAGAGAAGCGGUUGAAGAGGAAGUCACUGAAGGCGCAGAGGGGGAAGGAUUCAACAAUCACGCGGAAGAAACACCAGACCAAGUCACAGAAGAGCUUCAUGAGGAGGAGACUGUGAGCAGACCACCACAGCCAGAAAACGAGCCUCUCGACGCCAUCCCAGCCGUAGCAGCAGCAGAAGCGGCAGAAGCGACAGCAGCAACAGCGCCCGAGAGCAGAUCCCCAGAAGACGACCAUUCGAAACUUCCAGCCUUGCCGGAUAUCAUCCUGAUCACGCACUUCCACAGCCUCAUGACGGCGCUCUUCACCCGCCGCGACCGUCAAUCCGCGCAUGAUUCGCUCCAACGCCUCUCCUCCCACUUACGGUAUCUAUCCAGGAACCUGGAGUCCAGCCCGUUGAUCAUGCUCCUCAACAGCACGAGCUCUUCAAAGGAGCCGACGACAUCCAAGCCCGCGGAUGCCCAGGGAGGUCCGCCGCCGCCGCCGCCGCCACCGAUUGGAGGAGAUCAUUUCACUGGUAGCAGUGGAAAGGCGGUCGACCCGACACUUCGAUCCAUCUUCAACCCACCUGCGUUAAAUAUCACGGGUUACGGCUACGGCGGGAACCAGGCGGCGUCGAGGCGGAAUAAACCGACCUUUGGGCUUGUUUUUUCGCAGCUACUUGAUUUGCACCUGCUGUGUACGAAGAUACCUAGAGAUAAGGAGGAUGCUGAGAGGUUGUAUGCCUCUGCGCCUGGGAGUGGUGGGGAGGAUGAUGGUACAGGAGGCGUGAGGUUUGUCUGGGCUUUGGAGGUUCUUCUUGACGAGAAUGGUGUUUGGGAGCACGGGACGGGAGCGGAAUCGGGAGGAAGAAGAAGGGUCCCGAGAAAGAGCAGAGAGCAGAGAUGGGGUGUUAUUGAUGUCAGGGGCGGGCGGGUUGUGGAUGCCUUCGAGGCGGUGGAAAAGAAGGUUGGGGAGAUUCGGGUCGUUGGCGGGUUCGGGGGCCCGAGAGUGUGAGCUCGCCUGCCUUCGUACAACUCUUUACGGCAUCACCAUGUCAAUCCUCUGAGAUGAGACAAAAAAAAGGACGAUGCAAAAUAGCCGCGGGACACACUUCCUGAAUCUAUCGCUGCGGACGGGCGGUCAUCAUGCCUUUUGGACCCGAUAUUCUCGUCGACUCAGGUGACGGCACCUUGUUGUCCUACACAACCGCCAAGACACGACUUUGAUGCAUUCUCAACCAGUCAAAGCCAAC
Molecule: messenger RNA, 2526 nt
Organism: Colletotrichum scovillei
Lineage: Eukaryota; Fungi; Ascomycota; Sordariomycetes; Glomerellales; Glomerellaceae
Exons: 1
Coding region: 615-2288 (557 amino acids)
Source: RefSeq, a predicted model, not a curated record